Messenger RNA from Megalops cyprinoides (Indo-Pacific tarpon), 425 nucleotides. RefSeq names its product galanin peptides-like. The coding region runs from base 63 to 425 and encodes 120 amino acids. Gene Ontology annotation, cellular component: extracellular region. The transcript has 6 exons. Gene Ontology annotation, molecular function: hormone activity. The record is from RefSeq and is a predicted model, not a curated record. NCBI's taxonomy places the organism in Eukaryota, Metazoa, Chordata, Actinopteri, Elopiformes, Megalopidae.
UUCUUGUGAAGUUAUUGGUAAUUCUACAUAUCUCUUCGAACAAUCACCUGAAAACACUCAAGAUGCAGAAGUGCUUCGGUGUCGUCUGCGUUUCCCUCAUCUUUUCCGCUGCUUUGUCAGAGACUGUUGGGUUUGUAAUUGCGGCCAAAGAGAAACGGGGCUGGACACUGAACAGUGCUGGGUAUCUCCUUGGGCCCCAUGCCAUUGACAGCCACAGAACCAUCAACGACAAGCAUGGCCUAGCAGGGAAGAGAGACUUGCUCAUGGGAGAUGACUUCAGACCAGGUGCUUUGAGAAUAGCAGAUGAGAACGUAAUCCACACCAUCGCUGACUUCUUAACGUAUUUGAAACUAAGAGAAAUGGAAACAUUUGACAGUCUACCCUCUUCAAUCACGGAUGACAUGGAUGAGAUCAACGAGGCCUAA